AUAUUUUACUUUGAAGCAUGCCCUCGCCAGCUUGCAUGCAGAAAAGGCGAGGGUGAAAAUUAAUUUCUUUGAAGACUGAGCCCAGCAAGUGGCACGGAUUCCUUUUUCAGGUAUUGUUUGGAUUGAAGGUGUCGGACGGAGAGGGAGGGGAACGGAUGGGGAUGGAUGGCAAGGGAGGGGGAGCGAGGGGGGGCUGUCUCUUUUCUCCUGUUUGGGUUUCCAAAGAAGCAGAGGGGGAGGGAGAUGGACUGAUUCGGAUUCCCUCCAACUACCCUCAAAUCUGCAGAUUUGCAAUCCGCUCAAUUUGGAGGGUUUGGGAGAGAUUUGAGUGACUGUUUAGAUUAGAUUAAAUGUAAUUACAAAAUUAACCUUAAUUUUUUUUAUUAUAUCCUUCUCCAUUACAAGUUUAAAGGAGAAAUUUGUAAAUUUAAAAUUAAUUUAAAUCUUUUCCUUCCUUCCCUUCCUUUUACCUUAAUUAUCCAAACAUAAAAUAAUACAAUCUUUCCCUUCCCUUCCCCUUCCUCAUUUUUAUUUAUCCAAACAAAAUUAACACAAAUCAUUUCCUUCUAUUUUCUUCCCUUCCCUUUCUUUUCCUCCCCCUCCAUUUCCUUUUAUUUUCCUCCAUUCCCCUCCCUUCCCUUCCCUUUACUAUUUUCUAUCCAAACGUUAUCACUUUGAUCUAAAAAGUUUAAUUUUCUUUUAAACUGGUCUAAAAACUCUAAAUAGUGCACUAAUCUGGUUUGUCAAAGUUUCAUAAAUUUUUGUAACGUAAUUCCACGCGUCAGCACCUAUAUGACUGCGUGCUCGUGAAUGUCAUGUAGUCCAAGAAAAUUAUAUUCAAUGAUAUAAAAAAGAUAAUAAAAAAGAUUAAAGAGCAUUGUAGAUC
Messenger RNA from Rubroshorea leprosula, 886 nucleotides. NCBI's taxonomy places the organism in Eukaryota, Viridiplantae, Streptophyta, Magnoliopsida, Malvales, Dipterocarpaceae. The record is from the annotation of a GenBank genome assembly.